AUGCUUAAACAACUCGCGUCGACGAAAAACACAGUAUUUCGUUCCUUCCUAUCACAACAAAAUAGUUUAAUUGCUGCUGCUGCUACGACACAAUUUACGAAAAGAGCGUUCUCAACCACACAGAGUUUAGAGUCGGUUCUUUAUAUUGGUAAUGUUAGUUGGAGUGCAACUGAACAAGACCUUAGUGAACUAACCUCAAAAUAUGGCGAGGCUACUAUUCGCCUGCCACGAGAUCAAAUGGGUCGCGUUCGUGGUUUCGCAUUUGCAGAAUUCGCUGAAGAUGAUGCAGCUCAGAAAGCUAUCGCUGAUUUGGAUGGAACAAAUUUCUUGGGAAGAGACUUAAAGGUGAGCAUAGCUCAAGGAGGUACAGGUGGCGGUGGCGGAUUUUCGACGUCGUAA
Ambispora gerdemannii is the source of this 399-nucleotide messenger RNA. The record is from the annotation of a GenBank genome assembly. Lineage: Eukaryota; Fungi; Glomeromycota; Glomeromycetes; Archaeosporales; Ambisporaceae.